Messenger RNA from Prorocentrum cordatum, 438 nucleotides. NCBI's taxonomy places the organism in Eukaryota, Dinophyceae, Prorocentrales, Prorocentraceae. The record is from the annotation of a GenBank genome assembly.
CAAAUCACUAUCAACAGCUCGCAGUAUCCGAGAGUGGCUACAUCGGCGGACGACGCAUUGCGCUUGCUGCACCAGUGGAGGCAAUCGUGGUCGAGAGCGGACGAGCUCCACACUGCACGGCCCGAUUUCACUUUACUGUACCAUGGGUUGAGGCAGAUGGUGGGCCGAUUGGAGAAGCAGUACCCCGAGUUUUGCUUUCGUUUGGCGACUUUCGUGAAUACCAACAGCAUGUCGCAUUCUAUCAACGUGGGCAAGGUCCUUGCCUUCUGGGAGUGGUUGUUCGGCGAGUGUCGCGAGUUAGUUAAUGGGGCUGCAAGUUUCCGGGCAGCUGACAGCGCGCUCUCUACAGCGUUUCCAUCGGACUCCGCGUCGGCCAUCGACCUGGACGAGAGGAUUCGCGCCGCUGUGGCCAGGGUGCUGAGGGACGGCGACUUCGAG